Messenger RNA from Misgurnus anguillicaudatus (oriental weatherfish), 4758 nucleotides. It is a transcript of the gene abl2, whose product is annotated as c-abl oncogene 2, non-receptor tyrosine kinase. Gene Ontology annotation, biological process: protein phosphorylation. The record is from RefSeq and is a predicted model, not a curated record. Lineage: Eukaryota; Metazoa; Chordata; Actinopteri; Cypriniformes; Cobitidae. Gene Ontology annotation, molecular function: non-membrane spanning protein tyrosine kinase activity; protein binding; ATP binding.
CAUCACUGCGAUGAUGCGCUGCGCGUUCUCCGUCACUGGAUCGUAAGCGCACGCCACUGAUUCUGCGGUAAAGAUGGCGGCGGCGGAGGGGGCGCGCAGCGGCUGGAGCAGAACGAAACGACCCCAAACGGGUCCGCUUUAAAACAAACAGUCCGUGGGGGCCAGAGGAUCGUACAUUCCCGUUCAACGCAGCUGCUCGUCCGGCGCCGUUUUGCAGAACUUGACGAUUUGUUUGUGAGCCGUUAGGUGGUGGGUGGGUUCUCACACAUACACACACACAGAGUGCUAAGCUAACUAGCGGACCUCGGUCCGGUCCGGUAGAGGAGGGGUGAUCGAGAAGAGGGAGACCAUCAUCCCGAGCGGAACAGACCGUCGUACCGCGGUAUCGUUGGGGGAUGUGAGCGAUCCAAACGGACGGCGGGUCUUUCCACGGAUCUGUGUUAUUUGCCCACCCAGAACACUCGCAGGAUGGGACAACAGGUAGGCCGCGUGGGAGAAGCGGCUUCCGCGGGUAUACAGACCCCACCGCAGGGACAACAGCAGCUGCAGCAGCAGGUUAAAGCGAACCGAGCCGGCGGCUCCGGGAGGAGACCGCAAGACUGCGGCAUCCCCGGUACUCCACCGGGCAGAACCGCUGCUUCUGCCGCCGCUGCUGCUGCUAUCAUGUCGGAUCCUGCGGUUAAUAUCUUCACCCGGCACUCAGAAGCAUUGCACAGGCCCUUCGGAUUGGACUCGUCUGCGCUGACCGAGGCGGUACGCUGGAGCUCCAAAGAGAAUCUGCUAGGUGCUGCUGAGAGCGACCCGAACCUAUUCGUCGCGCUUUAUGACUUCGUUGCCAGCGGUGACAACACGCUGAGCAUCACCAAAGGAGAAAAGCUGCGUGUGUUGGGCUACAACCAGAAUGGCGAAUGGAGCGAGGUGCGUUCGAAAAACGGUCAGGGUUGGGUGCCCAGUAACUACAUCACUCCUGUGAACAGCCUGGAGAAGCACAGCUGGUAUCAUGGGCCCGUGUCCCGCAGCGCGGCCGAGUACCUGCUCAGCAGUUUGAUCAACGGCAGCUUCCUGGUUAGGGAGAGCGAGAGCAGUCCGGGACAGCUGUCUAUCUCGCUGCGCUACGAGGGGCGGGUCUAUCACUACCGGAUCAACACGGCUUCUGAUGGAAAGGUCUACGUAACGGCCGAGAGUCGCUUCAGCACGUUGGCCGAGCUGGUUCAUCAUCAUUCCACAGUGGCGGAUGGUCUCGUUACCACACUGCACUAUCCCGCCCCAAAAUGCAACAAGCCCACGGUCUACGGGGUCUCGCCAAUCCACGACAAGUGGGAGAUGGAACGCACAGACAUCACCAUGAAGCACAAGCUGGGUGGAGGGCAGUACGGAGAGGUUUAUGUCGGAGUUUGGAAAAAGUACAACCUCACCGUUGCCGUUAAAACACUAAAGGAGGACACCAUGGAAGUUGAGGAGUUUUUGAAAGAGGCUGCGGUCAUGAAGGAGGUGAAACAUCCCAAUUUAGUGCAGUUACUUGGUGUCUGUACAUUGGAGCCUCCGUUUUACAUUGUUACUGAGUACAUGCCACACGGUAACCUGCUGGACUACCUGCGCGAGUGUGACAAGGAGCAGGUGAACGCUGUGGUGCUACUCUACAUGGCAACUCAGAUCUCAUCCGCCAUGGAGUAUCUAGAGAAGAAAAACUUCAUCCACAGAGACUUGGCGGCUCGUAAUUGUCUGGUUGGCGAGAAUCACGUGGUCAAAGUGGCUGAUUUUGGACUCAGCCGACUGAUGACAGGCGACACCUACACCGCUCAUGCAGGAGCCAAAUUCCCCAUCAAAUGGACGGCACCGGAGAGUCUGGCCUACAACACUUUCUCCAUCAAAUCGGACGUGUGGGCAUUUGGAGUGUUACUGUGGGAGAUCGCGACGUACGGCAUGUCUCCAUACCCAGGAAUUGACCUUUCUCAGGUCUACGACUUACUGGAGAAGGGCUACCGUAUGGAGCAGCCCGAGGGUUGUCCUCCUAAAGUGUAUGAGCUCAUGAGGGCCUGUUGGCAGUGGAGUCCAUUGGAUCGGCCCUCAUUUGCAGAGAUACACCAAGCCUUUGAGACCAUGUUUCAUGACUCGAGCAUUUCAGAAGAGGUGGCAGAAGAGCUGUGUAAAACUGCCUCCGGUGGGCAUUCCUUCGGCCACGAUAUGCCACUCUUGCCCUCGAAGUCUCGUGGGCAGAAGAAGCACUCGGAGAACAAAGAGAACAUGGAUGAGUCGGGACCCCACGGCCCUGCAGGUCUUGCAUCAUCACUGUUUGCUGGAGAUGGACGAUCCAGCAGCUCUCCGGCCCUGCCACGUAAACAGAGGGAUAAAUCUCCCUCUAGCCUUUUGGAAGACUCCCAGGACACCACAUUUACCCGUGACCGCAAAGCUGGCUUUUUCAGUUCUUUCAUGAAGAAGAAAUCUAUAUCCUCUUCCUCCACCUCUUCUUCACCUCAGCAGCAACAGAACCUCCCCAUGCCUCCCAAGAGAAGCAGCUCUUUCCGGGAGAUGGAGACCCAACCUCAUAAAAAGUAUGAACCCACAGCAGGGUUUGGGGGCCCUCCUCCACCACUGCCUCAGACCGAUGGGUUAAAUUUUUCUCCAUCCCAUGGAGAGGGAAACCAUGUGCAGUCUCGCUGCUGUGGAGCCACAUUUGGGCAGAAGCCCUCCGGUUCCAACUCUAGUGCAACUUCGGGUCAAGUGGGAGGUAGCAGUAGUUGGGGAAGCUUAGCGGGCUUUUUUACCCCUCGCCUUAUCAAAAAGACCUUGGGAUUGCGGACAGGUAAGCCCUCUGGUGUAGACGAAGGGUGUGGAAACAAGCCUUUUCCCCGUUCCAAUUCAACUUCAUCGAUGUCUGCCGGAUUGCCGGACUUGGAACGAAUGGCAUUGACGUUACCCAGAAACCGCAGCAAACCUCCAUUAGAACGCACGGCUUCCACCACAUCACAGCCGGAGAACGGGGCGCCACGACCUUCGGACGCAAUCCUGAGGAAGCUCGACGAAGGUACGGCUCAGAUACGGGAUCGUCCCAAAGCUAAACUCUUGCCACGAGGGGUGACCGGUGGGGCAGGUGGAGUUAGAGCUCCAGGGGUAGGGGGAGAGGCCGAUUCGAAGGAAGGACACGACGAUCGACCCGGCUGGUCAUCUCCAUCGAAAACCUCCACACUUGGGUCAGUCAAUGUGCACAAUCACAAAGUUCCAGUGCUCAUCUCACCCACCCUAAAGCACAGCUCGGCUGAAGCACACCUAGUCGGCGUGGACUCUCAGGGCAACCGAUUUAAACUGCUCUCCGACAGCAUAGAUCGCGAUCGCCCACGGCUGGUGAAGCCCAAAUGCGCGCCACCUCCCCCACCCAUGCUCCGCUCCCUUCAGCACGCCUACAGUGCCGACGCAGCCGAUGAAGCGGUCCGGUCGACGGAGGUUGUUGAGGUCAACGGAGAUGGGCUCAAAAGGUCAGGGAGGGAAACGAGAGGGGCACGUCCAUCCAUACCACCGCCCCAAGUGCCUCCAACCCCCACAGUUCCCACCCAGACUAAAAUGGCCAACGGUGCUUCUGGCGGACCUGGCCCUACUUCCGCCAAACCCACCCUUAGACGGACUCGACAGCAGGCAGAACGGAUCCCCCUGGAGAAGAUUAGCAAGGAGGCUCUUUUGGAAUGUGCCGAAUGCUUGAGUAGUGCCAUUCAAGGCAACACCGAGCUCUCCUCCAGCAGCCAAGUCCUGGAUGUGGGACACCAGCUUUUGGACUACUGCUCUGGGUAUGUUGACUGCAUCCCACAGACACGUAAUAAAUUCGCUUUUCGUGAAGCGGUGGGUAAACUGGAGUUAAGUCUGCAGGAGCUUCGUGCUUCCUCUACAGGAGGAGGAGCAGGAUUAGGGGGACCUGGGAGUAGCCCUGCCCUUGAUAACUUGCACACCUGCAUUAGAGAGAUCAGUGAUGUAGUGCAAAGGUAGCCUCUGGGUCCACUGUAACUCCCAUCUCCAGACGUUAUUUCCCCAAAAUCAAUCUAGUUUUAUUUGGGGGACAGAGAAGAAUCUCUCAGAAGUACCUCAGAAAUGACUACAAAUGCUCUCUCCAUUUAUUGUUUACAGGUGACUUUCUCUUUGAAAAUGCCAGUUGGGAUCAGAGUUCUUUGUAUACAAGCUUUUUGUCACAGUUUUUUUUUUUUUUUUGGCCAUUUACUUUUUAACUAAUAAUUACUUUUUUCACAUUUUCACAGACAGGGAGUUAGGGUUAGGUAAGACUAACUGAAUUAAUAGAGAACAUUAAGAGAUUUCUGCCCACUGUCUGGAUGUAUCGGAUUUACAAUAACUGGAUACUGUGUCAAUGCAAAAAAUUGCCUGAUUUUUAAUACAUGAAUUGUUUUUGGAUUUUAAAUGAUAUUGCCUGUUCAGAGCAUACAGUAACAAUGAAUGUGGCACACAAACACAGCUCUAAUGCACAUUUGUUUGGUUUUUACACAUCUCAUACUGUCAUUUUUAUUUGAUUUAUUAACACUAAAGUAUUUAAUAACCAUUGGUGGUUUUGUAGAUCUUUUUUGGAGGUCUGGGCAUUCUUUGUUAUUAGUGUUUUACUGUGUUAUUGUGAAGAUGGUCUGGGGUCAGUCAUCACAUGGAUUACAUUUGGCCUUUGUAUAUCUGUGGCCUUUUUGUUUUUUUGCCCCAAGCAGCCAGAUAAAACAAAUCCAAACCCAGCUGUUUCUACACUACAAAAAAUGAUUUUCAAGAAAAAAAUCU